Molecule: messenger RNA, 1274 nt
Organism: Dermatophagoides pteronyssinus (European house dust mite)
Lineage: Eukaryota; Metazoa; Arthropoda; Arachnida; Sarcoptiformes; Pyroglyphidae
Gene: eIF2Bbeta
Product: eukaryotic translation initiation factor 2B subunit beta
Biological process (GO): translational initiation
Cellular component (GO): eukaryotic translation initiation factor 2B complex
Molecular function (GO): guanyl-nucleotide exchange factor activity; translation initiation factor activity
Source: RefSeq, a predicted model, not a curated record
AGGAUCCAUUAGCGGGAAAUAGCGUUUACAUGCAUUUCAGGUUGGAUUUUUUGUAAUUUUUUGUAAUUUUUUGUAAUUGUGUCGUGGCGCCUAUUAUCUCUUUCGUUCGUUUGUUUUGAUCUUUUAAAAAGAAUUUGAAAAUUAUAAUUAUGGAUUAUAAUAAAAAAUUAAAUGAAUUUUUAAUUGAAAUAAAAAAUGGAAAAAUAUCCGGAUCAUAUGAUUUAGCCAAACGAACCGUAUUAUUCGUUCAGGAUCUGAUUAUCAAUACUGAAUGGACAAAAAUUAGUGAUAUGAUUGAAAAAAUACAAGAAAUUGGAAAAUUGUUUAUAAAAAUUCAACCAACUGAACCGGUUAUUGAUAAUAUGGUUAAAAGAAUAUUGAAAAUAAUACGUGAAGAAUUUAAUCAUAUACGUGGUGUUCGAGAUGAUGAAGCAUUUGAUUCGAUUAUAAAUUUAUGGCCACAACAACAACAACAACAACAAAAUCAAGAUAUUGAUAAUGUUAAUAUUUCAGUGGUAAAAGAUUCAAUAAGUAUUGCUAUUGGUGAAUUAUUAAGUGAACUUGAUACAAGUGGUGAAAAUAUUGCUCAACAAGCUGAUGAACAUAUCUAUUGGGAUGAAGUAAUAUUGACUAUUGGACGAUCAAAAACUGUUGAAGCAUUUCUUAAAUAUGCAGCAAAAAAGAAAAGAAAAUUUCAGGUUAUUGUUGCUGAAUGUAGCCCGGAUAAUAAUGGUCAUGAUUUGGCCAUAAGUUUGGCUAAAGAAAAUAUCAACACAAUAUUGAUUCAUGAUUCGGCUAUAUUUUCAGUUAUGUCACGUGUAAAUAAAGUUAUUAUCGGUACACAUUCAAUAAUGGCUAAUGGUGGUAUAAAAGCUGUUUCAGGAACAUAUACAUUAGCUUUAGCUGCAAAACAAUAUUCAGUUCCUUUUAUCGUUUGUACAGGAAUGUUUAAAUUAACACCAAAACAUUUAGCAAGUUAUGAUCAAUUAGCAUUCAAUAAAUUUGAAUCAUCGGAAAAAGUUUUAAAUUAUGAAUAUAGUUAUUCAGUUGAAUGUCAAGUAAUGAAUCCGGUAUUUGAUUAUGUACCACCUGAAUUGAUAACAAUUUUUGUUUCAAAUAUCGGCGGAACAACACCAUCCGAUGUUUAUCGAUUAUUGGGCGAACUUUAUCAUCCAGCCGAUGAAUUGGCAAUUUAAAAAAAUAUAAAUUUUUUAUUUUUAUAAAAACGAUGUUGUAAAAUUUGAAUAAUUUACAAUAAUAAUUACUAUUUUAAU